This is a messenger RNA of Cucurbita maxima (winter squash), 824 nucleotides long. Its product is annotated as V-type proton ATPase 16 kDa proteolipid subunit-like. Gene Ontology annotation, molecular function: proton-transporting ATPase activity, rotational mechanism. Gene Ontology annotation, cellular component: proton-transporting V-type ATPase, V0 domain. NCBI's taxonomy places the organism in Eukaryota, Viridiplantae, Streptophyta, Magnoliopsida, Cucurbitales, Cucurbitaceae. Bases 105 to 602 code for a protein of 165 amino acids. The record is from RefSeq and is a predicted model, not a curated record. Gene Ontology annotation, biological process: proton transmembrane transport. The transcript has 3 exons.
AUGUAAAUUCGUGAUAGCGUGAGUAUUUCAGAGGGCUGGGGAGAGAGAGAGAGAUCUGAUCCAAUCGGAGACCUUCUUCAUCUUCACCGUCGAACACAGAAAAGAUGUCGUCAGCCUUCAGCGGCGAUGAAACGGCGCCCUUCUUCGGCUUCCUCGGCGCUGCUGCGGCCCUCGUCUUCUCCUGUAUGGGAGCUGCUUAUGGAACGGCGAAGAGUGGGGUGGGAGUUGCGUCGAUGGGAGUAAUGAGGCCUGAGUUGGUUAUGAAGUCGAUUGUGCCGGUGGUUAUGGCUGGAGUUUUGGGUAUUUAUGGGCUUAUUAUUGCUGUGAUUAUCAGCACGGGGAUUAACCCGAAGGCCAAAUCUUAUUACCUCUUCGAUGGCUACGCGCAUCUUUCCUCUGGGCUUGCUUGUGGCCUUGCUGGUCUAUCCGCUGGCAUGGCUAUUGGGAUCGUCGGCGAUGCUGGUGUUAGAGCCAAUGCACAGCAGCCUAAGCUUUUCGUUGGGAUGAUUCUUAUUCUAAUUUUCGCCGAAGCACUGGCUCUCUAUGGACUUAUUGUUGGCAUUAUUCUCUCUUCCCGAGCUGGUCAGUCGAGAGCUGAUUAAUUGGAUUCUUCAUGCGUGGACUGGAUUUUGUGUAGUAUGUCUCGUCUUUUUGUCAAGAAUUGGUUUUGUACUCUCGAGUAAAUGGGUUACUAUCAUUAAGCUUGCUUACUCUCUUAAUUGUUUUUGUGAGGUGUGAUUACUGUACCACACGGAUCUUGUAGUAGCUAUGUGGAUUGGGAAUUAAUUAUUCUUCUCAAUAAAGAUUAAACUUUAUUACCUUAA